Messenger RNA from Fusarium keratoplasticum, 1209 nucleotides. RefSeq names its product MFS domain-containing protein. The transcript is spliced from 3 exons. Gene Ontology annotation, molecular function: transmembrane transporter activity. The record is from RefSeq and is a predicted model, not a curated record. The coding region runs from base 1 to 1209 and encodes 402 amino acids. Gene Ontology annotation, biological process: transmembrane transport. NCBI's taxonomy places the organism in Eukaryota, Fungi, Ascomycota, Sordariomycetes, Hypocreales, Nectriaceae.
AUGGCUACCGUGCUUAGCUCCUCGGGUCUAGAGGCUGAGCCAGUUGUGCCCUACACACUCUUCACUAAAAACGAACGCCGCUGGAUAGUGGCAAUGAUUGCCCUCGCUGGCUGGUUCUCGGCACUAAGCAGCUUCAUCUACUACCCUGUCAUUCCCGUCAUCGCCGGCGACCUUGAUUCGUCGAUUGGCAUGAUCGAUCUCACCGUCACUUCGUACCUUUUCGUCUCGGCUAUCGCUCCAGCUGUCGUUGGAGAUGCCGCUGACACUUUUGGGCGGCGCCCUAUGUAUGCAAUCACUCUCACGCUGUACGUGGCGGCCAACGUGGGCAUAGCGAUCCAGCGCUCAGCUGUGGCUUUGUUGCUUCGGAUGUUGCAGAGUGCAGGAAUUUCCGGGACAUUUUCUGUGGCGUACGGAGUCAUUGCGGACAUCUCAACCCCUGCCGAGAGGGGUGCCUUUGUCUCGGCUCUCUCAUUCGGGAUAACCACCGCCCCAAGCCUCGGUCCCGUCCUGGGAGGCGCCUUUGCCUCUGGCCCUGGCUGGAGAUGGAUAUUUUGGUUCUUGACCAUAGCCUCCGGCUUCUGUCUUUUGGCCAUGAUGCUGGCUCUCCCAGAGACGCAUCGUGCCUACAUAGGCAAUGGUGGCACUCGACCAGCAAGGCUCUACCGAUCUGUCGCUCCACACAUUAUGAGACCUUGGAAGGGCGAUCGCGGCCUCAGAGCUCCUCCCUUGCCUCGAAAGCCUCGGGUAUUACCAAACCCCAUCAAGAGCCUGCUCAUCCUUUCACGCAAGGAUGUGGCCGCAAGCAUCAUGCCCGGUAGCUUCCUCUACACCGUUUAUUGCUGCAUUCACGCGUCUCUUGCAACAACAAUGAUGGAGGUUUACCAUCUCAACAAGUUGCAGGCCGGACUCAUCUACCUUCCUUUCGGGCUCGGCGCCAUCGUUGCAACGCUGGCGUCAAGCAAAUGGAUCGACCAUGACUACCGAGUGGUGGCCAAGGCGCACGGCCUACCAAUCAACAAGGUAUCAGGUGAUGACCUUUUACACUUUCCAAUCGAGGAAGCUCGUAUUCGGAGCGCAUUUCUACCCACCUUCUUCUCCUUUGUCUCUGUCUUGGCGUAUGGGUGGCUGGUCGCCAAACACACGGUGAGAAACGCCACAUAUAAGUUGGUUCCUAUUGUUGACUCGAUUAGCAUCUCGCGGCGCCUCUAG